AUGCUGAACUCUUCAAUAGCGUGGGAAUUGGCACCAACGUUGCGACUCUGUCAAAUCUGUCGGAAGCGCUGCGAUCAGCCGUCCGCCCUGCGAUGCACAGCAUGUCGUCUUAGUUAUCAUCAGGGUUGUUGCAAGUCGCCACCGUCACGUGAAUGGUUUUGUCCUGCUUGUGUUGAGACGUCGACGCAAGUGCCAACAUGCCUCCCUUGUCGGAAAUGUUACCAUUUCUUCCAUGCGGAAUGUGUAGCCGAUGUCUCUUACGAGUACGAUUUCAUGUGUCGUGGAUGUGAUCCAAAGCUGUUUGAACGCCGAGUGAUUGCCCAUGGUGAAAGCGACGAUCUCGUUGAAGCGGAUGAUUCGGCCGAUCCGUCGGACCAUCAUCACCAUCAUCAUCCCCAUCAGAACCACUCGCAUCACCCUGUACAAAACAAAGACUCGCGAAAAGCUCUGAAACGGAAAGCUGAUGCUCCGCCUCCGAUUGUGUUCCCCACGGACAUGAACAACGACUUGUGCAGAGCAAUGCUGGACGAACUGGAGUGCCAGCCUGGUGUCGGUCCAUUCUUGGAGCCAGUUGAUCUCGAUUUAGUGCCUGGAUAUCGGGAUGUGAUUGCGAAUCCCAUUGAUAUGGCAUCAAUUAGGACGAUUGAAAGCCCAACACCAGAAGAUUUUGCUGCUGAUAUGGAGCUGAUGUUCAGUAAUUGUCGCACGUUCAAUGAGGACGAUUCCCGUCGGUCGCAUGGCCGGUGCAAAUCUGUCAUAAAUAUCCCAUUAAACGUUGGCGUCACAAAAUCAACUCAGUAA
This is a messenger RNA of Ostertagia ostertagi, 801 nucleotides long. Lineage: Eukaryota; Metazoa; Nematoda; Chromadorea; Rhabditida; Trichostrongylidae. The record is from the annotation of a GenBank genome assembly.